Molecule: messenger RNA, 939 nt
Organism: Anopheles moucheti
Lineage: Eukaryota; Metazoa; Arthropoda; Insecta; Diptera; Culicidae
Product: caspase-like
Exons: 2
Coding region: 47-919 (290 amino acids)
Biological process (GO): proteolysis; apoptotic process
Cellular component (GO): cytoplasm
Source: RefSeq, a predicted model, not a curated record
UUUGAAGGUGAAGGUGUGCUACGAAAGUAUAGUUGCUGUUGAAACGAUGGACUCUUCACCGGUUGUGCUUUCAACUGACCAUUCUUCGAAUGGUAUUAGGACGAGCAACUCGACGGUGGAACGCGCUCAAGCGAAUACCACGCAAAAUGCGAAUGAAGCAUACGAGGAGGAGUAUGAUACCAGUAACCCACGCCGUGGUGUAGCCAUCAUCUUACACCACGAGAACUUUGAGCUGAUGAGUAAACGCGAAGGGAGCCGCAGAGAUCGCGAUACCGCCAUCACGGUCCUAACCAACAUGCAGUUUGAUGUCCGCGUGUAUGACGAUCUGCGAUUUGAGGAGCUGCAAACGGUACUGGAACGACUUGCCGGCGAGGAUCAUUCGGCUAGUGACUGCUUGUUGGUAAUGAUCAUGACGCAUGGAGAUGAUGACGUGCUGUAUGCCUACGAUGGCGUGUAUUCGGUUGACGUGCUGUUUGAACGUUUUAUGGGUGACGCGUGCCCGACGCUACUCGGCAAGCCAAAGCUCUUCUUCGUACAGGCCUGCCGUGGGACGGAGUUCGAUAAAGGAGUGAAGUUGCGCCAGUGCGGUCUGGAUGAAGAUAACUCAACGGCCCACAAAUAUGUUAUACCGACAACGGCCGAUUUGCUGGUGAUGUACUCAUCGUACAAGGGCCAUGUUUCGUGGAGAAGCACCGUGGGAGGUUCGUGGUUCAUACAGGCACUGUGUGCGGAGCUGGAAAUCAGCUGGCGACACCUGGAGCUGCUGCAGCUGCUGACGGCCGUUUCACGCAGGGUGGCUUACGAUUAUCAAUCAAACGUUCCGCAGAGUGAAACGAUGAAUGCAAUGAAACAAAUGCCCUCUAUUGUGUCGAUGCUAACGAAGCUUGUUUAUUUCCCUGUGAAGAAAGAGUUGCAAUAAAGGUUCUACAUACAACACGA